AUGAACAUUAGUUUGUUAGAUAUGAAUCAACAAGAUGAACCAUUAUACAAAAAACCAAUAAAAGUAGAGAAGAAGCUUGUACAUGUACCUGUUUUGUCAGAGGGUACAGUCUAUCAAUUGGAUGGAUUUCUAUCAUAUGUAGAUACAGAGCAUAAUGAAAAUCAUCAUAAUACUUCGGAUCUCUCAAACAUUGGUGUAGUCAUAACUCAUCCACACCCAAUGUUAGGAGGAAACUAUAAUAACAAUGUAGUUUUGGGAAUCUCUAGUUUCUUGACCAACCAUUUGCAUAUUCCAACAUUAUGCUUCAACUUUAGAGGUGUCGGUGGAAGUCAAGGAAAAGGUAGUUGGAGAGGUUCAUACGAGCGUGAAGAUGUACUCGCAGCAGUUAGCUAUCUCUUGGAUCAUGCACCGAUUGGUCAUCGUCCAACCAGAAUUAUCAUUGUCGGUUAUUCAUAUGGUGCUGUCAUCGGAUCGUCAGUUGCCGACAGUCAUCAAUCGAUCAUAGGAUACACCUCGGUAUCAUACCCAUUCGGACCACUUACAUUGAUGCUACUCGGACCACUAUUGGAAUUAGGAAAAUCAAACAAACCAAAACUAUUUAUUCAAGGAGAUCGUGAUAAUUUUACUGGAACCUCUAAAUAUAAAUCAAGAACUGCUGAUUUUCCACAUCCAACAGAAGUUAGACUUUUCGAGAAUGUCGAUCAUUUCUAUGGUGGAAGAGAGAAAUUGCUUGCCAAAGAAAUAUCAAAAUGGAUUUGUACUACUUUUACAAAUCUACCAAAAGAGAGUUAA
This is a messenger RNA of Heterostelium album PN500, 792 nucleotides long. Its product is annotated as alpha/beta hydrolase. The transcript is spliced from 3 exons. Bases 1 to 792 code for a protein of 263 amino acids. Lineage: Eukaryota; Evosea; Eumycetozoa; Acytosteliales; Acytosteliaceae. The record is from RefSeq and is a predicted model, not a curated record.